Molecule: messenger RNA, 3650 nt
Organism: Octopus bimaculoides (California two-spot octopus)
Lineage: Eukaryota; Metazoa; Mollusca; Cephalopoda; Octopoda; Octopodidae
Product: saccharopine dehydrogenase-like oxidoreductase
Biological process (GO): glycolipid biosynthetic process
Cellular component (GO): plasma membrane; mitochondrion; lipid droplet
Source: RefSeq, a predicted model, not a curated record
GUGAAACAAGAGUUAUCUAACCCGAAGCUUGAAAUAUAAACAAACACCGUUAGCGGCUGCUUGUCCAGUAGACUUUAUCCGCGACCUGCUAAUAGUGACAGACAGCUGGCACAGCAGGGCUGUUGCUAAACCAGUAUAUAAUAACAGAUAUUUAUAUAUAUUUGUUGUGUUAUUUUGUGUCUGAGAACAAAGGAAAAUGGCAGCGAGCGACAAGGAGUUUGAUAUUGUGAUUUUUGGAGCGAGUGGUUUCACUGGCAAAUUUGUUAUUGAAGAACUUAGUCGGGUUGCCAAUGAAAACAACAUCAAAUGGGCAAUUGCGGGAAGAAGUAUGGAAAAAUUAGAAGCAGUCCUGUCAGACGUUACAAGUUCCACUGGCCAGGAUUAUUCCGACAUACAGAUCUUAAUUGCGGAUUCCCUGAACCAUGAAUCUCUUUUGGAUAUGUGUACAAAAACCAAGUGCCUUAUUAACUGCUGUGGCCCUUUUGUUUACUAUGGCCCCAAAGUUAUAGAAGCCUGUAUCGAAUGUAAAACACAUCAUGUUGACGUUUCUGGAGAACCUUUGUUUCUGGAAAAAGUACAACUUCAAUAUAACGGUCCUGCUCGAGAAAAUGAUGUAUAUAUUGUGGGUUCCUGUGCUUUCCGCUGCCUACCUAUUGACAUAGGUAUUAUGUAUACUUCACAGCAAUUUAAUGGUGAUCUUAAUAACGUAGAAGCUUAUCUUUCUGUCGAUGGACCAGUGAGAACAGGACUGCCUACAUUUGAAUGCCAAGUAUAUGGGUUUCAGCACAGGAAUGAACUCGGAGCAAUAAGAAAAUCUUUAUUUACAACGAAAAAUUUUGAGUUUCAACACGUGGUAAAGCCUAAAAGUGGUUUGUUUUACGAUAAAGAUAGUUCCAAAUAUUGCAGUGUCUGGCCCGAUGCCUACAGGUCUGUCGUUUAUCGCUCCCAGAGAUUUCUCCAAGAUCAAGAGACGAAACGACCAACUCAGUAUGCCUUUUACUUUUGCAAUGAGUCACUUAUCUUCUUUAUCCUCAUGUUCUUUUCUGGUCUCUGCCUAAGUUUUCUAUCAAGGUUCUCCUUUGGAAGGAAGUUGCUCAUGGCUUUCCCGACUUUUUUCAGUGGCGGUAUUGUUAAAAAAGGCGGACCAACUAAACAAGAAGUAGAAAAAUGUUCAUUUUCUCUUAAAUUUUGUGGCAAUGGUUACCCAAGCCGGGUGAAAGAAUUAACCGAUACCCACAGUGAUUUGCCAAAUAAACCUAUUAUUACGAAGAUUAAUGGACCUGAGCCUGCUUAUGUUACUACCGCCAUUUGUGUCACUCAGGCAGCUAUUGUUAUCCUAAAAGAAAACCAGAGGAUGCCUAACAGUGGAGGGGUUUUCACCCCAGCUUCUGCUUUUGCUAACACCACUCUAGUAGAGAGACUUUGCAAACGGAAUAUAAAGUUUCAAACUGUAUCUGCCGACGAGACGAGUCCCGCUGCUGGAGAUAAUUAAAUAACUUUCUUUUGCAUUUUUUAAUUGCAUUUAUUUCUUCUCUAUACGGCAACUUUAGCAGCCGUGAUAAAAAUUAGGGUUAGUUGGAUGUUUGUGUAUAUGUAUGUAUGUGUGUGUGUGUGUAUGGUGCUUGCUUGCGUAACUUUACAAAAUAACUGGGAACACAAAAUAGAUUUGUUUUGUUUGAAAUGAAUAAACUCUUUCUCCAACUCCCUCUCUCUGUCUCUCUGUCUAUAUAAAAGAAAUGGAACUUGUUUAAUAACAUUAUUAAAUAGUCGUUAACACUCAGGAAGUGUUUAAAAACUUCUUUUAACUUCAGUAUAAAUUCUAUCCGUAUUUUGUGUUUAGGAGUUUUCAGAAGCUAUUCAGUUAAAUUUCUAGUCUAUUUAAAUAUGCAUGUAUCAGCUGCUUUCAUUGUUACACUUUCUGAAUUACCAGUUAUGAAUAGGUGACUAGCGACUGUAAAUCUCUUGCACCAAUAUCAAUCCAUUUUUAUAGCCAUUUAAUCAAUAUGACAACUAGUUAUAACUUUCUCUAUCAACACUAAACUAUUUCAUUUUAAGGUUACUGAACUUAUUUCUUGCCUUUUUUUUUUUUUCUUAAUUUAUUUUUGUCUAGCCAAAUCUUUUAGUAUUGGCUACUUAUAUUUUCGUCUAAAUGAAUGUUUUCAACUUAUUGUGUUAAAUUAUGAAAUUGUUAGCAAAAUCUUGCUGUCUAACCCGUUUACCUGAAUUUUGGUUUCUCAAUGGUUAACCGUACAAGCAUUCUGAUAUUGAUUAAAUAUGUAGCAUGCAACGUAUAUAGGCUGAUUGUUUACGUCUAAUUUUAGCUGCGUACUGAAAUGAAAAGUUUAGUCGAAUACGACUAGGUUAUACUGACAUUACACCCACUUAUUACAAACCACUUUUACUUAGACUAAUAGGGUGGGGUGGAGAUAAGGAAAAAUGAAAGACAGCCGGCCAGGCUUUAUAUUUUCUAUUAAUAACUUGAGAGGAACUUUACGUGGCUGACUUACAAGACAUAGCAGCCAAAUUCCCCUCAACUCUCAUUCCGCUGGAAGGACGCGCAUUCAGAUAACAGUUCCAGAUACCCCUCUCAUAAAAAAAAAUGGGGUGGCGAAAGCUGGAAUACGUAUGAUCACCUGUUUGCACGAUUGAAAUCUUUAUGGUAAACUCCAAAUAUUUCGUAAACCAAUAUUUGAUGGAAAGAAAACGAAGCAAAAGAAGUGGAAAUAGUUUUAAAGUAAAUUUGCUUUUAUGUCUGCCUUAACUUGAAUUUGUGGAAUUAACUAUUUUAAUCUUUGUAUUCCCUGUUCGAAGUUUCGGCAUUAAUGUUCCAUUUAUAUUAUUGUUUCACUUUUUUUGUGAAAGAAUGAAUUAAAUUGUUAACGCCCUCGUUCAUUUUGGAAGUUCGAGAGAUAAAAUCUAGUAAAUAUGCUUCAACAAUCUGUUAUCUUUGGAUCUUUAUUGUCGAAGUUAUUACAAGAAUGUCUGCUCAUCAUAUCUAGUAUACUAAAGUAACAAACUCAAACAAGUCAGAUUUUUGUAUUAUACGAAUAACUCAAAUGUGUUAAGGUCUCUUCGCCUCUUAAAUAUUUUUACAACUGCCUGAAAGACUGUUCACAUGUCUAGAGAAAGUUUCUUUCAAAGAGACAGAUAAUCACCAGAAUUGUGCCUUAGAUUUCGCUUCCUUGUUGAUUGCAAAAAUGAAAAAAAAAUUGUUCCGUUAUUUUUCUCCUUCGUAUAUAUUCACAAUUAGAAUUUUAAUCAUUUUUGUUUCAAUAUAAUAUACUGUCAUACUGUUUCUUUGCAAAUAUAUAAACUGUAAACGCGUUUUAAAUUCUGUUAUUUUAUCCAAAAAUUAAAAUCUGUAUUCAUUACCAAGUUUUUAUACUUUCAGCUGUUUUGUUUCAACUAUUUAUUACAAAACAUUUUUGCAAUUACUUUAAAUGAAAAUAUAUAUAUACUAUGUUAUUUAUUUUGCAAAAUCUAAAAGCUUAUUUCAAUGGUGAUUAUUGUACAAAAAAAAACCCUACUCUACUUAAAAUAAAGGAUUACUUUCUUUUCCUAAUAUGCCAACAUAUAUGGAAGGGUUUUGCUCAGUCUAAGCUUUUUAUAUAAAUGUAUAACAAAAUCUAAUAAAUUAUUGAAAUAUGUUA